This is a messenger RNA of Haliotis rufescens (red abalone), 2145 nucleotides long. Its product is annotated as glycoprotein-N-acetylgalactosamine 3-beta-galactosyltransferase 1-like. Gene Ontology annotation, molecular function: N-acetylgalactosaminide beta-1,3-galactosyltransferase activity. Bases 299 to 2140 code for a protein of 613 amino acids. Gene Ontology annotation, cellular component: membrane. The transcript is spliced from 4 exons. Lineage: Eukaryota; Metazoa; Mollusca; Gastropoda; Lepetellida; Haliotidae. The record is from RefSeq and is a predicted model, not a curated record.
UAAACGCACCUAGUAAACAGAUGGUUCUUGUACUAACACUUGUUCAGUUAUGUUGGAACGAUGGCUAUUUGAAGUGUGCGACUUUGAGAUGUAUGAAAACAUGAGCCCUGCAAGCAUUAAGGCGAUCACGCCUGUUUAAACUAUCGACGGUUUACUGAGAUUCAGGUGGUGCAGAGUUGAAAGACAAGAUCUAUACUGUGCCUACCGGGUAGAUUAAAUCAGAGGUCACACCUAGACCCAAUCCUACAUAUUGAAGUACUGAUGCAUCAGAUGUCACAGUGGGAUAUUUAUACCGCGUAUGUACAACCGCAGCAACACAGCUGUGGAAAUGGCGACAUUCCCUUCUUUCAGGAAACUAUCUGCAGUUCUACUAGGAUUAACAAUUGGAUUAACUUUGGUGACCAUUUUUGUUGUGACCUUUACAACAGACCAACAUGGCGUUCGUUUCGUCUCCUCUAUUGUGAACACUGUCAAUUCACGAGCUGUACAUUCACGAGAGGUACAAAAGCUAUCGAAUGACCUACACGAAGACGUUCAGAAGUCAUUGGGGCAAUACCUGUCUGGAAAUGUCAAAUUUGAGGACCUGCAUCUUCAUAAAGAUGAUGAUGCCAUAUCCAAGGCUCUGUAUCAAAAGGAGCGUGUACUCUGCUGGAUUAUGACGUCCCCUAAGAAUCUCGAUGUUAAAGCACGUGUAGUUCGCGACACAUGGAGCAGGCGCUGCAACAAAGUGCUCUUCAUGAGCUCUGUGACGGAUCCAAAGUUCCCUACAAUCGGAUUAAACGUGUCGGAAGGUCGGCGGCAUUUGACAGCCAAAACGAUGCAGGCUUUCCGUUACAUCUACGAAAACCACUUUGAUGAUGCUGAUUGGUUCAUGAAGGCUGACGAUGACACAUAUGUUAUUUUAGAGAACCUCCGGUACUUUCUGACGUCCCAAAACAAAUCCGAACCUGUAUUUUUUGGCCAUCAUUUUAAGGUGUACGUAAAACAAGGGUACUACAGCGGCGGAGGGGGUUAUGUGCUGAGUAAGGAAGCGCUGAGGAGAUUUGGAGAGAAAGGUCGUGAUCCCAGUGUAUGUCGACAAGAUUUCGGCCCAGAGGACUUAGAAAUGGGCAAAUGUAUGCAAAAUCUAGGGGUGAGGACAGUCAAUACUCUAGACGCCCUCGGGAGGAGCAGGUUCCACUGUUUUGACCCCGAGACACACCUGUUUGGUGGAUACCCAAAGUGGUAUUACAAAUUCGAUGCAAAUGGUGCUAAGAAGGGCACAGAGAACAUCUCCAACUACGCCAUAUCCUUCCACUACGUGUCUCCAAAGAAGAUGCACGCUCUGGAGUUUUACAUCUAUCACUUACGACCGUAUGGCAUUGUGUCCGGAACCCAGGAGCUCAACAGACAAGUGGACGUGAAACCCAGAACUCAGGAGGUCAACAGACAAGCGGAUGUGAAACCCAGAACUCAGGAGCUCAACAGACAAGUGGACGUGAAACCCGGAACUCAGGAGGUCAACAAACCAGCGGAUGUGAAACCCGGAACUCAGGAGGUCAACAGACAAGCGGAUGUGAAACCCGGAACUCAGGAGGUCAACAGACAAGUGGACGUCAAACCCGGAACUCAGGAGGUCAACAGACAAGUGGACGUGAAACCGGGAACUCAGGAGGUCAACAGACAAGCGAACGUGAAACCCGGAGCUCAGGAGGUCAACAAACAAGUGGAUGUGAAAUCCGGAACUCAUGAGGUCAACAGACAAGCAAAUGUGAAACCCGGAACUCAGGAGGUCAACAGACAAGUGGAUGUGAAACCCGGAACUCAUGAGGUCAACAGACACGCGGAUGUGAAACCCGGAACUCAGGAGGUCAACAGACACGCGGAUGUGAAACCCGGAACUCAGGAGGUCAACAGACAAGUGGACGUGAAACCCGGAACUCAGGAGGUCAACAGACAAGCGGAUGUGAAACCGGGAACUCAGGAGGUCAACAGACAAGCGGAUGUGAAACCCGGAACUCAGGAGCUCAACAGACAAGCGAAUGUAAAACCCGGAUCUCAGGAGGUCAACAGACAAGCGGAUGUGAAACUCGGAACUCAGGAGGUCAACAGACAAGCGGAUGUGAAACCCGGAACUCAGAAGGUCAACAGACAUGCGUAGUGGCA